GCGAGCUUAAUAUACUGAAAUAUUACACUGAAGAAAUUCGUUAUAACUAACAGGUAAAGUUCAGAAGAAGGGUUGACCAUCAUAUUAUAAGCCAGAUAUAAUAUAAUACAAGAAUAUUCAAAAUGUCCUUACCAGCCAGCUUUGAUUUAACCCCAGAAGACGCUAAAUUGUUUUUAGCUGCCAACACUCACUUGGGUACCAAAAAUGUUCAAGUCCACAAUGAACCAUAUGUUUACAAAACCCGUGCUGAUGGUGUCAACAUCAUUAACAUUGGUAAAACUUGGGAAAAAAUUGUCCUAGCUGCAAGAAUCAUUGCUGCUAUUCCAAACUCUGCUGAUGUUGUUGCUGUUUCCUCAAGAACCUAUGGUCAAAGAGCUGUAUUGAAAUUCGCUGCUCACACUGGUGCCACUGCUAUUGCUGGUCGUUUCACUCCAGGUAACUUUACCAACUAUAUUACUCGUUCUUUCAAAGAACCAAGAUUAGUUAUAGUUACUGAUCCAAGAACUGAUUCUCAAGCUAUUAAGGAAUCCUCUUAUGUUAACAUUCCGGUUAUCGCUUUAACUGACAUGGACUCUCCAUCUGAAUACGUCGAUGUUGCUAUUCCAUGUAACAAUAAAGGUCAACACUCAAUUGGUUUGAUCUGGUAUUUAUUAUCAAGAGAAGUUUUGCGUUUAAGAGGUACUUUACCUGACAGAGAACAACCAUGGUCUGUUAUGCCUGAUCUUUAUUUCUACAGAGACCCUGAAGAAGUCGAACCAACUGUUGAAGAAGAAGCUGCUGUUGAGGAAGAAGUUGAAACCGCUACUACUGAACCAGCUGUUGAUGCUGAAACUGAUUGGGCUACUUCAGCUGAAGCUGACUGGAAUCAAACUUCUGCCACUGCUGACUGGGCUGAAACUACUGAAGAAACUACUAAAUGGUAAAUAUAAUAAUAAUUUUUUAAAUAAAAUUUUCCCCUAAUAAAUAAAAUCUCUAAAAACAUCAGAAAAUUAUUAUAAAUCAAGAAACAAAAACAAAAUUUGCAAUUUGAAAUUUAAAUUUUGAAAAAUGAAAAAUAAAGCAAAAGCAAAAAAAAAAAUUAAACAAAGAAAAACAUAAUUUAAAUUCAUUUACAUCGAUUUAAAUUUUAUCAUCAAUUGGUUUUUUUCAUUCUAUAUAAUACAGGUUAAAUUUUCCUAUUUUAAUCUUUUAUUUUUUUAUUGGUGGUGUUUGUAAAAUAAUAAAAAAGUAAUAAACGGUAG
This is a messenger RNA of Ascoidea rubescens DSM 1968, 1241 nucleotides long. It is a transcript of the gene RPS0A, whose product is annotated as 40S ribosomal protein uS2. Lineage: Eukaryota; Fungi; Ascomycota; Saccharomycetes; Ascoideales; Ascoideaceae. Gene Ontology annotation, cellular component: ribosome; 90S preribosome; cytosolic small ribosomal subunit. Gene Ontology annotation, molecular function: structural constituent of ribosome. Bases 123 to 923 code for a protein of 266 amino acids. Gene Ontology annotation, biological process: ribosomal small subunit assembly; cytoplasmic translation. The transcript has 2 exons. The record is from RefSeq and is a predicted model, not a curated record.